AUGGAGGCCCGCAUGGAGUGCGCGCUCAAGGAGGACGAUGUCCCCAUAGUUCAGCGGGCCGUUACAGCGCUGGCCCUGGAGGAUCCCACAGAUAUCAUGAUCGAAGAGGUCACUUUAGCACAAGAGACUGGGGGGAUGCAUCCGGACAGCCGCAUGGUCCUGACGAGGGAGUGCGCGGACGACGGCUCGAUCGCGGGCCCGCAGUCCACCGCGACGCAGCCGUGGCUGGCGUCGCUGAACCACUCCGCCGCGUCCGCGUUCCCUCGAGUGCGGCAGAUGCUGCCGCAGGUCCGCAGGACCGACGUCUGCGAGAUGUACGGACCGAACUGCCUGGACACGUGGUGCCGCAUGGGGUUCCGGGUCAUCCAGAGGGUGCGGAAGGAGGGGCAGGAAUUCUUCGUGUGGGGCGCGGACUCGCCCGUGCGGCUGCUCCUGGCGGAGCGAGAGGUGCUGGAGAGUGCAGGGACAGGGGCGGGAUGGGGCUGGCACCUGGAGGCGACGCUGGUCGGGCCCCUGAACGACGCGUCGCUGGAGCGGGCGGAGACGGCGAUGCGCAGCAUCUGUAGCGCGCUCGGUAGCGUCGUCGACCUCAAACAGCCCGCGAAAAUAUGA
Pedinophyceae sp. YPF-701 is the source of this 612-nucleotide messenger RNA. The record is from the annotation of a GenBank genome assembly. Lineage: Eukaryota; Viridiplantae; Chlorophyta; Pedinophyceae.